Molecule: messenger RNA, 13755 nt
Organism: Bicyclus anynana (squinting bush brown)
Lineage: Eukaryota; Metazoa; Arthropoda; Insecta; Lepidoptera; Nymphalidae
Gene: LanA
Product: laminin subunit alpha
Exons: 62
Coding region: 41-11092 (3683 amino acids)
Biological process (GO): cell adhesion
Source: RefSeq, a predicted model, not a curated record
CAUUUAGCUUCAUUCUGCGACGAGCCGGCGCACGCGCAUCAUGGCGCGUGUCAUCGCGCUAUUCCUCUUGUAUAUAAGCGCCGCGUGCGCAGAAAUAUUGACACCUCCAUACUUUAACUUGGCGCUUGGAAAGAAAAUAACCGCCACAGCAACUUGUGGUGACGAGGGACCUGAACUGUACUGUAAACUAGCUGGUGCCAAAGUGGACCAGGAUGAAACUGUGAUUCAAGGACAGGUGUGUGACUACUGCGAUGCAUCAAAUAAAACGAAACAGCACCCGCCAGAAUAUGCUGUGGAUUUGAUGGAAACCUGGUGGCAGAGCCCACCUCUGUCACGUGGAAUGAAGUACAACGAAGUCAAUCUAACCAUCGAUCUUGGACAGGAAUUUCACGUGGCUUAUGUAUUCGUGCGUAUGGGCAAUUCCCCACGUCCAGGACUAUGGGCUUUGGAGAAAUCAUCUGAUUAUGGAAAAUCGUUCAGGCCUUGGCAAUAUUUUUCCGAUUCACCGCAGGACUGUGUCAGAUAUUUUGGGAAGGAAAGUCUACAACCUAUAACAAAAGAUGACUCUGUGAUUUGCAGUACAGAAUAUUCUAAAAUUGUUCCGCUCGAAGGCGGAGAGAUACCAAUAUCAUUGUUAAACCAACGGCCAUCUGCAAACAAAUAUUUCAACUCCUCCGUGUUACAAGAGUGGACAAGAGCGACCAAUGUCAGGUUACGUUUACUGAGAACCAAAAAUUUACUCGGACAUCUUAUGUCAGUAGCAAGACAAGACCCCACGGUUACCAGAAGAUACUUCUACAGUAUUAAGGAUAUCAGUAUUGGAGGACGUUGUAUGUGCAAUGGUCACGCCGACACAUGUGAUCCAGCCGAUCCUCAAAGCGAGAGCACCAUUCUGAUUUGCCGAUGCCAGCAUAACACUUGCGGUCCCAAAUGUACAGCCUGUUGUCCAGGUUUUGAGCAGAAGAAAUGGAGAAUAUCACAAAACUGGGACCGUUUUGCUUGUGAACCGUGCAACUGUCAUAAUCACACAACCGAGUGUGAGUUUGAUCCAAAAAUUGAUGAGCAAGGUUUAUCACUUGAUAUUCAUGGCAGAUACGAGGGUGGGGGUGUAUGUAAAAACUGUCAACACAACACAGAAGGAAUUAAUUGUAACAAGUGCAAGCCAACAUUUUAUCGCCCUUAUGGAAAACGCUGGGAGGAGCUUGAUGUGUGCCAACGUUGCAACUGUGACUUGCACUAUUCAACCGGCAAUUGUCAAGAGGAGACAGGACAGUGUGAAUGCCGACGAGAGUACAACCCACCUAACUGUGACUCUUGUGCGUACGGAUACUUCGACUACCCCAACUGCAAGCCUUGUACGUGUAACCUUAACGGCACGGAUGGACAACACUGCACACCCACUGACGGAAUGUGUCCCUGCAAAUAUAACUACGCGGGAUCGUCCUGUGAAAUAUGCGCCGAUGGAUAUUACUCACCUGAGUGUAAAAAUUGUGAAUGCAAUUCAGUUGGUUCAGUAUCACAAGUGUGCGACAAAGACAGUGGUAACUGCACUUGCAAAAGCAAAUACAAUGGCAGGACUUGUAAUCAGUGCGAGGCUGGGUACUUUAAUUAUCCAACAUGUAAACAUUGUAAUUGCGACACCAGUGGCACAGAACCUAUUAUUUGUGAUGACAUCAGUGGACAGUGUAUAUGUAAACCGGGCUUUGGUGGUGCUCGCUGUGAUCAAUGUUUGUCAGGAUAUUACAUGGAAAUUCGAGACCGUGAGCGUUUAUGUGUCCUUUGCAACUGUUCGACGACAGGAUCCACUAGCACCAGUUGUUCUAUUGACGGAAAGUGCAACUGUCUGAGUAAUUUUGGCGGCAAGCAAUGUGACCAGUGUUCGCCAGGUUACUAUCAGUACCCUAAAUGCCUCGCUUGCUACUGCGAUGAAUCAGGCGCAAUCGGCUCAACAUGCGAUGACAAAGGACUAUGCCACUGUAAAGUAAAUUUCGACGGUGAUAAGUGCAAUAAAUGCAAGGAGCAAUUUUACAACUACCCAGCUUGUGAAGAGUGUAAUUGCGAUCCGAAAGGUGUCGUUGCAAGUUUUGCAGGAUGCGGUUCUGUACCAGCCGGCGAGCUAUGUCAAUGUAAAGGCCGUGUUCAAGGCCGUAUUUGUAAUGACUGUAGACCAUUGUUUUGGAAUCUGCAAGACUAUAAUCCUCUUGGAUGUGAAGAAUGUAGCUGUCACUUGUCGGGUACGCUUGGUGGCCUCGGCGCUUGCGACACACGUAGUGGACAGUGUUCGUGCAAAUUGAAUGUCGGCGAGAGGAAAUGCCAGCAAUGUCAGGACGGUUUCUACAAAUUAGAAAACCACAACAUGUUUGGUUGUACAGCGUGUGACUGUGACAUUGGUGGUUCAAUCGAUAACAACUGCAACAAGCACACCGGACAAUGUCACUGCCAUUCCCGCGUGGAGGGCCGCCGCUGCGACCGACCCAUCCGCGCACACUAUUUCCCUACAUUACACCAGUUCCAAUACGAAGUUGAAGAAGGCCUUACACAAUCUGGACCCGUUAGGUACAGAAAUUCGGAAGAUGUAUUCCCUGGUUACUCUUGGAAAGGAUAUGUGGUGUUUUCAAUUUUACAGAACGAAGUAAUCAACGUUGUCCUAAUCAGCAAAUCUUCUUUGUACCGCAUGGUAUUAAAGUACGCCAAUCCUCUUAAAGAUUCUGUGAGUGUGGAAAUUAUAAUAACACCAGAGAGUGUUAUCGAAACAAAACAAAGCUUCAACAUUAAUUUGAGGCCAACUCAUCAACCACAACUUGUCACCGUAUUAGAAAAAGGAAAUGUUCCAGUACCAUUUGUUAUAAACGCUGGAAAUUGGACCGUCACUAUUAAAACCACUAAGGAAAUAAUGAUUGAUUACUUUGUUUUGAUACCGGAGGCAUACUACGAAGCUACUGUCCUGACAAAGCAAGUAGAUACACCUUGUAUAAUUGGUGAUAAAAAACUGUGUAGACAGUUCGCUUAUCCAAGCUUACGUGGGCUACCUACUGCUACUGUAACAAAUAUGGUGUCACCGGUCACCUUGUUCAUCGACGAUCCUGAGCAAUUACAAGAAUUCAACGCUCAAUCUGACGAGUUUCCAAUAAUAAACAGCGUUCAAAAUGAGCUUCAGUACAACAUGAAGAUCGAUCCAAAUGGUCCUUACGUUUUGGUUAUAGAAUACAUUACACCCAUCAACAAAACAUCUGUGGCGAUUCACCAAAGUAAUUCCACUGACGAUUACGAGCUGACACCUAGAGGAGUCGUCACCAUAAGAUUCCAAUCAGGAGAUGGACCGCAGUCAAACGCUUUAGCUAAUUUAAAUGAUUGCCCUUAUACUACGCCAUGCCGACAAGUCGUUAUUGAUGAUUUGUCCAAAAUUUACUCCUUUGAUGUUCAGGAAGCCAACAAUGUCGUAUACUUGGACGGUGAUACCGGUACUCUCGCUGGUAUCAAAUCAAUAAUAGCGAUACCAGAGUCUGAAUGGCACCCCGACUAUAUAACACCGCGGCCAUAUUGCUUGCGACGUGACGGCCGCUGUAGCCCUGCCAUCUUCUCUACUGUUGGCUUUAAAAAGGUUGAAAUAGAAACCGGCACAGGAGGAAACAGAGAACUUAGACCUCCAAUACAAGACAAUUCUACUGUAGUUGUAUACCUCGCAUCUCAGUUAGACUCCGUCAAGAUAGAUUCUAAGGUGCCAUCUCCUGGAGAUUACAUGUUUGUAGUACAUUAUUACCAACCGGAUCAUCCAGAAAGUACUGUUAUGAUAAAUCUCACCGCCAAUGGACAACAGUAUAAGGCAUCUAUUCCUGUAGAACACUGUCCCUCUAAUUCUGGAUGUAGGGCCCUUAUAAAACAGUCUAACGGAAACAAAAAGUUUAGCAUUACAGACAACUUCACAAUUGAAUUUAUGGGUGAUAAUGGCAAAGAAGUUUGGUUGGAUUACGUCCUCGUCAUUUCAAAGUCUGAUUUUCUAGACUCCGUGCUUAAAGAAGCGAACAUGAUUGAUUACACACGAGAGUUUAUCGAAAAAUGUGCUGUGAAUCAUUACUACAUCGCUUCUAACGAAACAGGAUUUUGCCGCGACGCCAUGUUUUCGAUAACGUCGGAAUACAAUAGUGGAGCUUUGAGUUGUCUCUGUGACUUCUUGGGAUCGACAGAACUGGAAUGCAACACAUUCGGUGGUCAAUGUCCUUGCAAGGACAAUGUAAUUGGAAGGACUUGUAAUGCUUGCAAAAAUGGCUAUUACGGAUUCCCCAAUUGCAGGCCAUGUCAUUGUCCUUCUACAGCCAUUUGUGACGACAAUGGAGAAUGUAUCUGCCCGAAGAACGUGGCAGGUGAAAAUUGUGAUCGCUGCAAACCUUACACAUUCAACUUUGAUGUACAACGCGGUUGCGACGACUGUAAUUGUAACCCUUUGGGUGUGAUCGACAAUCAGUUACAAUGUGAAGCCGACAGUGGGAACUGCGAAUGCAAAGAAAAUGUUAUAGGAAGAACUUGUGAUCACUGUGUACCAGGACAUUAUGCAUUCCCUGAUUGUGUACCUUGUACCUGUAAUAUAAAUGGCACUACAGACGACGUUUGCGAUCAAAACACUGCACAGUGUUUCUGUAAAAAAAAUGUCAGGGGUCAGGACUGUAGCGUCUGCAAAGAAGAAUACUUCAAUCUCCAAUCGGACAAUCCUAACGGAUGCUCAAAGUGCUACUGUUUUGGAAAAACAACAAGGUGCAGUAGCUCAUAUCUAUCGUGGGCUGAGAUAAAUGGCAUGAGCGAUUGGAGUCUAGUGAAUAUUGAGGCUAACAGUACAUUGAAUAUAUAUCCCUUGACUAUCAGUCCAAAUAUUUUAAAUGAUUCUGUUAUUGGCGCCGAUCUCGCAGGCAACGAAGAUGGUCUGCAAAAAGUUGUAUAUUUUGCCGCACCUGACUACUAUCUCGGUAAGCGUCUGUCGUCUUACGGAGGAUAUCUUACCUACUCGGUUUUAUAUACAACACGGGAGAAAGGAGGUGCUAUAGCAGCGGCUGACGUCAUCAUCGAGGGCUCCAACAACUUUAUUGUACAUUUCAGUAUAGAGCAACCUCCAGCUGUCGUUAACUGGGAACAUAGUGUCAGAAUUUCGGAAGACGAAUUCACUAACUUAGACGGAUCGCCAAUUACAAGAGACCAAUUUAUGAAUGUUAUAGUUAACAUCUCCAAUAUUUAUAUCAGGGCUACGUAUGGGCAUGAAGCUGUUACGACUAGAUUAAUGGGAGUCACUUUGGAUAUUGCAAUAGAUGAAGAAGACUACGUGGCACCCGAUAGAAGAGCUUAUUCAGUCGAAGAUUGUCAAUGUCCUAAAGCGUACAGAGGUCUUUCUUGUGAACAAUGUGCUGAAGGGCACUACAGAGUUAGUUCUGGACCACACGCAGGUCUUUGUGUGCCGUGUCAAUGUAAUGGACAUUCCAAAGGUUGUGAUGUUAAUACUGGGAUCUGUUUGGAUUGCACCGACAACACUGAGGGAGAUCACUGCGAAAAAUGCAUCUCGGGAUAUCACGGAGAUGCAACGGUGGGCACUCCUAGAGACUGCCUUAUUUGCGCAUGUCCCAUACCAAACUCCUCCAAUAAUUUCGCGUAUAGUUGUGAUUUAAGUAAUAAUGGAACACUAAUAUCGUGUAAAUGUAAACCUGGUUAUGGAGGGGUAAGGUGUGAGUUCUGCGCAGCUGGAUACUACGGCGUCCCGGAACAAAUUGGUGACUACUGCAAACCUUGCAACUGUUCCGGGAAUAUUAACACUGAAGAUCCCGGCUCUUGUGAUAGUAUCACAGGAAAUUGUCUAAAGUGCGUGAACAACACCGCCGGAGCUGCUUGCAAUUUAUGUGCUCCCGGUUUCUUCGGGGAUGCAAUCUUCUCCAAAAACUGCACAGCUUGUACCUGCAAUGAUUACGGCAUGGAGCGAUGCGAUGCGACCACCGGUACUUGCGUGUGCCGUCCGGGAGUCAUAGGUGCAAUGUGUGAUCAGUGCCUUCCUGACCAUUGGGGGUUGAUGACUGGAAGGGGGUGCACCCCUUGUGAUUGUGAUAUUGCUUCUGAAUCUUCACAAUGUGACGACGACGGAAAAUGCAGAUGCGCGAAAGGUGUGACUGGAACGCAUUGUGACCAAUGUGCAGCGGGCUACUGGAACUAUACAAAAGAAGGCUGCGACCGUUGUAACUGUAAUAAGGGCUAUUCGAUUGGAUUCAUUUGCAACGCCACUGGGCAAUGCGAGUGUCUGCCUGGUGUAAUUGGUGAAAAAUGUGAUCGCUGCCCGGACAGAUGGGUAUUUGAUCCUCAAAAAGGUUGUUCGAAAUGUAAUUCAUGCACAGAUGCUCUACUUUUCUCAAUUGAAGAAUUAAACUAUCUGUUGGGUAACGAAACCCUCGACUUUAAGGAUAAAGCGGAUUCUUUCUUUACCACUCAAAGACUAAACUACAUAUCAAAUCAAACUGAAAUGUUAAAGCCAAAAGUCACCGAACUGAGAAAUGUUGACAUAAGUGAAGUUACAUCAGCUGCAAAAUCUCUUGAAACCAAUGCUAAAAACCUUCUUCGAUCGGCGGAAUUCGCCGCAACGGACAGUGACAAACAAAUUUUAAGGGCUGCAGAUUUGAUCAAUACUGCCGAAAAUAUUCUAGCUUCCGUGAGAGAAAAUAGUGAAAAAGCAAAGGACAUUGUAUCCCAUGUAGCACAACUAGCAACUGGACUAGAAUUAAGCCAACAACCAAAAAUAGAUAGUGCAUUAGCUGAAGCUAGACAAAUUAAGAGUGAUAUUGCCGAAAAAAAUCUUAAACCAAAAGAGGGCCAAGCAUUAAAUGCUUACAAUAAUGCAUCCCAACAAGUAGAACGUAUGAAUAUCUUCGUGGAACCUGUGAAUAAACAAGUUAAAAAAUUCGAAUCUUUGAUUAAUGGUACUCGCAAUUUAAAAUCGAAAUUGCAAGAAAUGGUCGUAUAUUCUGAAUCAGCUGAAAAAAUUGCUGCAGAAGCAGAACUUCUAAAUGCAAAUAACAGGAAAUCCAAAUUUGAGAACAAAGUUUCAUCAGUGACAAGAUUAAACAGCGCAGCCAUGAAAGAUUUAAUUGAUUCUGCGUUUGACAUUAGCAACGCAACUGUGUUCACUGGUAAAACAAAAGAGAAAAGCAAUAACAUGAGCCUUGCUUUAGAAGAUAUCCAAAGUGUCAACACAAAUAUAAGCGUCUCUAUAGAAACACUGGAAAAUUCGUUGCCUGAAUUAACUAAUCUUACAAAUGAGGCUUUAAACCACGCUAGUAAUUUGGGCAGUAGAGCCGAAAAUUUGAGACUAUUAGCGGAGCGAGAAAACAACAAUUCACGUACCCAACAUGCCUAUAGUGCAGCUUCUGCGUAUUCUUCAAUUGUUCAAGAAAUCUCUGAUGCUAAGAAUGCCAGCGAUGAUGCUGAAGCUGCUGUUGCUGACAUUACUGAUGUUAACAACAGAUUAAUGGACAUCGUCGAGCCAGCGAGGGAACGUUCGGUUGCUAUUUCAAAAUCAGCAUUGAAUGCUCUUAGAACAGUGGAGGAAGAAUUAAAACCAAACCUCACGUUAGCCGAUCAGGCUCUGAAAAAUGCAUCUUCCACUUUCAUUUAUGCUGAUGACGAGAAUAAUGCUAUAUACUUAUCUCUUCCGGUUUCUCCGAAAGUAUCACUUGAAAGCGAAACACAAAAGGCUGAUGCAGUGGCCAAAAUCGUGAAAUCUACUGUAGAUACUAUGUCUAAUCUAUCAAGUGAACUGUCUAAAAGUAAAGAGCGGGCACAGACUUUACCAAAGUUGUCUGAUGAAGCACAAAAAAUGGUAUCUAAUGUAAAUAGUUCGAUUGAGAAUAUUCAAAACAUGGAUCCAAUUGUAAAGUCUAAAUUGGAUAGUGUUCAACUAAAACAGAAUGAUUUAGAAUUUCGUCGAAAAGAAGCUGAUGAAAAACUAAAAAAACUUAGGGAACUGAUUGAACAGGCACGAACAGUAGCAAACCGAAUACAGGUGGGAGUGAGCUUUGACCGGCAUUCAACUCUCCAACCUCGCUUACCUGACACUAUAGAUGAAAUGUCGACUUCAACACAUGUAUCGGCAUACUUCCGCACCAAGGAGAAAGAUGGGUUCAUUUUAUAUCUUGGAAAUCCCAAAGACACUAUGUUGAGACGAACUAAAUCUGACGACUUUAUGGUAAUAGGAGUACAAAAUGGCUAUCCUUACCUUGUUAUGGAUAUUGGUGAUAGUGCACAAUCUGGCCGAGACCCAGUCAAAAUAAGUGGUGAUAAAUUUGUAGCGGACAAUCAAUGGUACCAAGUUAUUGUUGAUAGAAUCGGUCGAAAUGUCAAGCUAUCAAUUCGUGAAAGUCUCGGCAACGGAACAGAAAAAAUAUACGACAAAGAUGCUGUUCUACCGGGACAACAUACCAUAUUCAACCUGGACCGGGAAAAAUCAAAACUGUUUGUGGGUGGAGUUCCUUCUGACGCGAAACUACAGAGCAUAAGCUUCCCAGCCUUUGAAGGUCAGAUAGAAGAACUAAUGAUCGGUGAUACGCCUGUUGGAUUGUGGAAUUCUGUUAGCGCUGCAAAUUUGAAAGGAGCUAGACAAAGGGAUAAACUGAUAACACCUCAGUCGGGUCCUCAAGAAUACAGAUUUAACGGACGUUCUCAUGUUACCAUGCCGGGCCGCCGGUACCUUGGACCACAAAAGAAUCAAGUGUUGCUAUUCUUCAGGACAUACGCUCCUGACGGUUUGAUCUAUGUAGUAGGAGAAAACAAACAUUUCCUUUCAUUACAAAUGCAAGACGGCCACGUCUACUUACAGGUAUCAUUUGGUGAUCCAAACAACAUGGUUAUCCUAGGUACACUUAAAACCUAUAAUGACGGCAAAUGGCAUAAACUUGACGCUGGAAGAUAUUCAACCUCUUGCUCACUCAGGGUUGAUGGCGAAAUUCUUAAAAAAGUGGUUUCUUCAGAUGAUAAGGAAAUUGUCGCACUGGAUACAAUGAACUUUGGUGGAAACAACAAGGGUAUCAUACAAGUUACAACUAAAGGAUUUGAUGGUUGUCUGAGACAAAUAAGCAUUGAGGGUAUAAACAUAGACUUGAGUGAAAAUGUAGAAUCUGUUGGAGUUGCUUAUAGUUGUCAGUUUGCAUCGCUAGUCUCCUUAUCUGGUGAAAACAGUUACCUAUGGUACAAAGACAUAACAACUGAAAACGUCCAGUUGACUCUUAAGUUCAAAACCUCAGAACCUGAUGGAUUACUUUUUAUUUACGUGAGCCGAACCCAGACUACGCCUAUGCCAGACAGUAUUUCUCUGUCUCUUAUAAAAGGUAAAUUAGUACUGAUGAGUCAACGCGAAGUGCUAGAUACAGGCCUAAACAGAUAUAAUGAUUCUCAAUGGCACGUUGUCGCUGUAACUCACAACAACAAAGCGUUACGACUUGUAGUGGAUGACUUCGAUUAUUUCAGUACGGAUUCACCGCCGGCUCCGUUGCACAUAUUGGAUGGCGUUCUCUUCAUCGGGGGAUUGAAGCCUAAUUACGUGGUCGGUGGCAAAGUUGGCUCCAAAACUGCGUUCAAGGGAUGUAUAGCAGACGCUAGUAUCAACGGUCGGGUUCUGAAUCUUCUGGAGCCAUUCAACAACAACAGUGUCACCUUCGGGAGAUGCGGCAAAACAACUACCACUGGAGGUGUCCCACCCGACCAAGCUUUGUGGCCAAUACAACCAGCUGUGGAUGUUCUACCGACACCUAUGAUUAUCCCAGAAACAGAAGAAACUGCACAAACAGAAUACCCAGUGAUAAAUCCCGAGAGACCUUUAACGGAGCCACCAACGGCAGCUCCGCCAAUUACAACAACUGUUGUUACAACAAGGCCACCGUUUAUAUCUACAACAACAAGAAGAAGUAUUCCUACUACGAGACGAACGCCACCACUUCCUGAAAGUGGAUGCGCAUUGGCGUAUGACCCUCAAUAUAAUAUCGGUGAUCCUGAGGAAGGCUACCGAUUCGGUACACGUAACGACAGUCGUAUAGAAUACGCAAAGUUACCUGGCCGGCAACUGGAUGGUUUCGAUCUCACGAUGACGUUCCGCACCUUCGAUGAACACGGAGGGUUAAUCUUCUACGCAGCUGCUGAGAGAGCGCCGGAUCAAUUCCUAGCUCUUUAUAUGAAAGAUGCAAAACUCCACUUCUCGUUCAACUGCGGUGGCGAGACCGGUGAAGUUGUGUCGACUAACACGUACAAUGACACUGAGUGGCACACGGUGACACUGGUGCGGUACGGUGGUCACGGCAAGCUUACCGUCAAUGAAUGGAUCGGCAAUGCCAGCGUGACGUGCAACGAGCCUGUAGGCCUCAACGCACCUUACUACUACGGGGGCCUGAGAAAUGUUUCUAAUAGUAUAGGCCGUAAUCUCAAGAACUUUUACCAGCCUUUUAAGGGUUGCCUCAAGGGUCUUAUGAUGAAUGCGCAUUACGUCACCGAUAUUCUUGUCAGAAGUAAUUCCCUUCGUUGUACAGAUAACGUGGAAGAUGGUGUUUAUUUCGGACCAUCAACCACUGGCCAUAGUAAUUAUUUGAAACUUCUAGAGAACUUUAGAAUCGGUUUCGAAAUCUCAAUAUCCAUGGAAGUGAAACCUCGCAAUUCCACUGGACUUUUAUUGAGUGUACAUGGAAGGAAAGACUAUAUGGUCUUGGAGCUCUUGGAAAACGAAGUUGUGGCCAAUGUAGAGAAUGGAAAAGGGCCUUUUAGUGCCAGCUACAAAUUAGGGAACAAAUUUUCACUGUGCGAUGGCAAAUGGCAUAAAAUACACGCCGUGAAAUCUCACCACGUCGUGUCAGUUGGUGUAGACGGACACUUCUCCGACGCCGGGCUUGGUGUCACCGGGUCGACGGAUACGCGAUCAGCAAUUUACAUAGGCGGUCACGAGCGUCCGAUCAACAGAGUCCGCGGAGUACGCUCCAAGCGCGGCUUCACUGGAUGUAUCAGAAACAUCACCAUAAAAGACACUCCUGUACAAAUACCGCUGAACGCGGCCGGCAGAAAUAUUAACAUUGGCGUUUGCCCUAGGGAUUAAAUCAUAGAACUCUUAAUAACAAGGCGAUAUACUCUAAGAGCGCGUGAUCCUAAGACCUUCGUCAUUUUAUAAAAGCUCAAAGUUUGUCAGCUCGUGCUCCUACCAUAAGUAAGAACGGUAGUCAACUAUGGAGUUUGGACGUGAUACCUUUGGGCUUUAGAAGGUAGUAGGUUUAAAGUAUCCAGUCCCUCAAACGUUUAUGUUAAUAUGAGAUAUUAUAUCCCCAUUCGGCAGACUAUGGCUUCAUGGUAACCCUUCGCUAGAAACCCUUAAAGUUUUAUCUUAAAUAGUGUUUUUCGAAGGGUUGUCGCGAAGUCACUAACGACUAUUUUGCCAAGGGAAAUAUAAAACAAAAGGGAAUAUAAAGUGUACUUUAUACUCAGACGACAGGGUCUGGAUCCUUUAAACCUCUUACCUCUCAAAAACUCCAUUAUUAGCUACCGUACUUACCGAUGGUAGGAGCAUGAGCUGACAAAUAUCAAGCUUUUAUGAAAUGACGAAAGUCUGGCUCUCCGUCUGAAAGAAAUAGAAUUGGCCUCCACUAUCUAUGCUCUAUUUUGUAACCGCGUAACUGACUUAUGUUCCAGAAUUUUGCUUGGUUCAUGCAGCACAAUACUGAGCUGGCACCUUUUUCAAAGGUUGUGCCAAACAUUGAUGCUUCUACUAGAGUUUUGGUAUUGGAGUGCCCAGGAGGCAUCAGACACCAGAUUAGUGCAACUCAGUUUUAAAACAAACGUUUUACAUUUCUUUCUUUACACUCCAUUUGAAUUUGAGACACGUUUUUAGCUUUUUAACCGACUGAUAUAUUUUUUAGGUAAAUAUUGCGUUUUACAUUCAAUAACAUCAGUCAGUCAAUUAUUAUUUAUAUCGGUGUACGAUGCAAAACAUGAGGCAGUACAUUUUUUUUCAUCGUAUUUUCGUUUUAGCGAUCAUUUAUCAUUGAUAAUCUUUUUUCAACGAAAUGACAUAAUUAUCGUCAUUUUACGUAAAGUGAGUAUGCACUGAUGAUGCAUGAUGUACUUAAUUGUUGUCCAGGUAACUUCUUUAUAAUCAGGUUAGAAGAUCGCAAAAAUUAAAAUACGAUGUAAAUGUGGUGUGGUCAAACUUUAAAGCUGGCCCUAUAAUUAUUUACAGGCUGGACAGUGCCAUUAUAUUCAUUAUAAUUAUUAUAUCUAAUAAUAUCUAAUAUUGAGUAUUGUUUUAUCUACACUUAACUCUGCAUUUGGCUUAGGAUUUCUAUAAAGUAAACAAUAUGAAACAGACCUACGGCCAUUUCAUAUUGACCACAAAACUAUAAAAUUCUUCCCAAAUUACCAGUAUUUACAGAACGAACGAAUCAUUUAUUUUAAUCGUAAUAAACAAACCUUGUACAUAUGUUUUCUUGACCACUGACCAAACUAGAUUUACUUUUAUGUAUUUUAUUUAUUUUCUGUGGGAGUAAAAAGUUACUGUUAAAAAGUCAAUGCUGAGGCGAGAUAUCAAGUUUUUAGGAACGUCAAUAGAAAUUCACUUAUACAGCAGGCUUAUUCACUAUCUUUGACGUAUGCUAUUGAGAUUCUAUGUAAAAAUGUCAUCCGGUGCUUAUUGGUGGAGUCACUGGCCUAUUCCCUAUUUUAUUAUCAACCUGUUAAAAUAAACAUCAAAACAAUCGAUAAAACGUAAUUUACUGAGUGAUAUCCACCAGUACCGGAUGACAUUUUUAAGAAUCUCAAUUUCAAGAUUCUCAGUUUCAAGUCAACUAGCAUACGUCGAACAUAGGGAAUUAGCCUGCAGCAGGCAGGUCCGAAUAACAAGCAAUAGGUUCUGUUAUAAAUUUUCUCGUUUUGUGUUUUGUAUUAAAUAAAAAGCUUAAGCUAUUAUAUUAGUCUAUUGAAAUAUCAAAUUCUUUGGCUGAACCUCGAAAAAUUCUAAGGCAUUUUUUUUGUUUCAUCGUGGAGAUAAUGCCAGCUCAGAUUCAACUUUUCGGGAUCCAAACACUUACACAUAAGUCACUAUGUAGAAAAAGGGAGUGGAAAUCGUUUUUUCGCUUUAGUGGCUAAAACAGCAAUUACCUAGAACCGUGCCAAAAAUCAAAAUUAUUCGGGUAAAAUCUUCAGCAACCUUACAUUUCUAUUCAUUUGUUGCGCUAUUUGUUCGAGACAUGCCUAUAUUAAGACAAUUGAGCGAAGAAACUAUUUCGACCAAUGUUAUUAGAAGAAAAAAGACGUAGAUAUGUCACAUAAACCACAUUCGAUAUUUACAACUGGCACACGGUAGUUAUUUCAGCGACGUUGUCGACGGCGCGAUGACAGUGCGGCAACUGAGCUCAGAUUGGCUAAUUAGCAUAGUUUUAACGUGACACUUGCUGUCCACGUAUAACCAAUCUACUUUUUUUUUCUUCUAACAUCAUUGAUUUCCACCUCUUUUUCAAUAUGGCGGCUGAUGUUUAGGAGUUAGGAUUUUAAAAACUAUGAUUGAAUGUUGUUAAUUAUUGCCUCCAUGAUGAAUCAAUCAAAACUAUACCUUAUAAUUUUCCGAGUUUCAUUGUAACUUUUUAGUAUACCUACUCUAAUAUUAUUCUCUACUGAAAUUAAAUAUUAGAAUCUUAAGUUUAUCACUGUGUAACUUUCCUUACUUGCAGUUUGUGAAACAACUUUUAAUUAAAAAAAUACUUUAACUUUUCA